Messenger RNA from Neocloeon triangulifer, 1048 nucleotides. Its product is annotated as gem-associated protein 8-like. The record is from RefSeq and is a predicted model, not a curated record. Gene Ontology annotation, cellular component: SMN complex. Bases 11 to 874 code for a protein of 287 amino acids. Gene Ontology annotation, biological process: spliceosomal snRNP assembly. The transcript is spliced from 4 exons. Lineage: Eukaryota; Metazoa; Arthropoda; Insecta; Ephemeroptera; Baetidae.
CCACGCAAAAAUGUCAACAAAGGCAUGCCAAAAACUCGCCGUUCUUGUUCAGACAGGCAAAAAGAGCGACAAACUUGCCAUUAGGAAGAACCAAGGCGUCGGGAAAAGAAAGCGAGCGAGACGAAGAGACAAAAGAAGGUUGAGGAACAGAACAAACCAGCAUCAGCAAGGCAGACGAAAUUUUCCUCCACGAAGAGUUGCAGAUCACCACAAUCGUCUCCCAGCCAUGAAUCAAAAACAGCCUGGCCAUGCCUUCUGGGAAAAUUACAAAAAUGCCAUGGAGUGGCAGAACAAGCAUUUCAUCAAUUAUUGGAAGGCUCGCUGUGCUGCUUUAGAAAUGGAAAACCAGCACCUGUACCGAGCCCUGGAGCAAGUCACAUGCUCCAGUGGUGAAAAUAAUAAUUUUCAGCAGAAUGAGUCAAAUGAAGGCAAUAAGAGUGAUUAUGGACCUGAAGAUCUCAACGACGAGGAAGUGAAUGAGCCUCAGGAGGAAGUGCAAGAACAGAAAGAACAAGUUGAGGAAGAUCUUUACGAAGGCGAGUGUGUCGAGGAAGAGAUAGAGGAAGACUUUACCUUUGAGGUGGAUGGCCAAAUGCUUGAGUUCCUCGAAAUCUCUGCCAAACACAAAAUUGAACUGAAAAAGAAAAGGGAUGCUGAGAGGGAGCUUGAAGAUGCUGAGGGAAACAAAGAGGAAGAAGAAAAGAAGCUGCCAAAGCAAAUCAUGGAGGAGCGUAAAUUGGAGAUGGAGAGGUUGUAUGGUGCAGAAGCAGCACCCAUGAUAUUGGGCAUGGAAACAGCCAUGCAGCUCAGCUUUGACAGGUUCAACGACAAGUACCACCCUAAACACUGGCCCAAUAUUCCACUGAACUUGUGAAUCUAAAGUGACUUUAUUUGUGACUAUUUUCAUUUCCAGUUCGGUGAUAUUAGUUAUUUAAAAUGCAAGAUGAAUUUAAACUUUAACAAGACUCAAGGAAAUUAAAUAUUUAGAAAAAAUAAUAAUUUUUAUUUUCCAGAAACAAUAAAAUGAAGAAAUAUCUUUGGUAAAAUA